Thamnophis sirtalis is the source of this 1709-nucleotide messenger RNA. It is a transcript of the gene CLU, whose product is annotated as clusterin. Gene Ontology annotation, molecular function: misfolded protein binding. Gene Ontology annotation, cellular component: nucleus. Gene Ontology annotation, biological process: positive regulation of proteasomal ubiquitin-dependent protein catabolic process; regulation of apoptotic process. NCBI's taxonomy places the organism in Eukaryota, Metazoa, Chordata, Lepidosauria, Squamata, Natricidae. The record is from RefSeq and is a predicted model, not a curated record.
GUGGGAGGGGCCGGUGGCCUAUAUAAAACCUCGGCGGCCACCGCGCCAUAGCCUGUCCGGGCGAACUGCGGCAGAGUCAAGGAAUCUGGAUUUCCUUCUAUUGAGAAAAUGAUUCCCACUCUGUUGCUCUCAUUGUUGGGAAUCUUGGUUUCUUUGCAAGGGGGCCAUUGUCUUGUUCCUCCUAAUGAGCUUCAGAAAAUGUCUGAAAAAGGAAGCCGGUACAUUGAUGGAGAGUUGGAAAACGCUAUCAAUGGAGUCCGGCAGAUGAAGUUGUUGAUGGAGCAGACGAGCAAUGACCACCAGGAGAUCUUGAAUAACUUGGAAGACACAAAGAAGAAGAAGGAGGAAGCUAUCCUCAUUGCAAAAGAUAUGGAGAAGCAACUGAAUGAACAGGAAGUGUGCAAUGACACUAUGCUGGCUCUCUGGGAAGAAUGCAAGCCAUGCCUGAAGCAGACCUGCAUGAAGUUCUAUACUCGGACAUGCCAUAGCGGUGCUGGCCUGGUUGGCAGGCAGCUGGAAGAGUUCCUGAACCGCUCUUCUCCCUUCUCCAUUUGGGUGAAUGGGGAACGCAUCGACUCCUUGAUGGAUGUAGAUGAAGAACAGGGCCGGAGGUUGGAUGAUCUCGAGGAGCGCUACGGUCUAGUGGAAGAUGGCGUGGACGACCUCUUCCAAGAGAGCAGUCAGGCGUAUGAGAAACUCUCCCCCUUCUUCCAGUGGCCAUUCGGUGGCUUCCAGGAUAGCUUCCACAGUAUCCGCAUCCCAUUCACCCGUUCCCGGAUUGCCAGGAAUACGCGCCCUUUCUCUCAGUUCUUCAGCAGCCCCCAUCAAGGUUUCUACCAGAUUUUCCAACCCUUCUAUCAGAUGAGCCAGCAUUUCUUUCAGGAUGCUGAGAAAGGCAUGGAGUGGGACCACCCGGGUCUAGGAGGAAUCCCUGAGUUUUCUUUUGAUCAAAUCCCAACAGCAGCUCCAGGUCGCAAUGACAACCGGAUGGUGUGCCGUGAGAUCCGUCACAAUUCUGCUGGCUGCCUGAAAAUGAAGGAAAAAUGCGACAAAUGUCAGGCAAUCCUGGCUGUAGAUUGCUCCCAGACGGAUCCAGGUCAGAGACAAAUGAAGGAACGCUUUGAUGAUGCCCUGCGAUUGGCUGAACGAUUUACCCGGAGAUACGAUGAAAUCCUCAAGGCUUUCCAGGAAGAAAUGCUCAACACCACAGCCAUCCUGGAUCAGCUCAACCGGCAGUUUGGCUGGGUAUCUCAGCUAGCCAACCGCACCCGGAAUGACAAGCUUCUGAAGGUUAUCAUGGUGAAACCUUCCAGUCCAGAAGACACAUCCCAAACUCCUGACACUCAAGUGACUGUCAAGGUCUUUGAUUCUGAGCCCUUCUCCUUGACUGUGCCAAGAAGUGUUCCUCUGGAUGAUGACAAAUUCAUGGAUAUAGUGGCCAGAGAUGCCCUGCGUGAAUUCAAGGACAAUAAAGUAGAAUAACCCUGCCUGCAUUCUGGAUCUCAGGCCAUGACAAGGGAGAGCGAGAGGAGCCAUAGCCCUUUUGGCCUCCCCGACUUUCCGCCUCAGUUCUCUCACAGCGCCACAAGGGAGCUUCGCCCACCAAGCCCCACCUAUCCGCCUUUGUAGUUUACACUGUAUUGCCUGCCCUAUUUUUGCUGCUGGGUCAUUACAGAUGCACAAAAUGAAAUAAAAAGUUCUAGGCCCAA